GUGUCAAGACGAGAAUUUUAUAUUGACUUGCUAUUCAAUUGAAUAGUUUAUAGAACAGUGGAAGAUGUGUCAAUCAGUAGCGGAUUUUUACGCUGGAAAAAGCAUUUUUAUCUCUGGUUGUACAGGAUUCUUGGGGAAAGUUCUCUUAGAGAAAAUACUCUACAGCUGUUCCGAUGUUAAAAAAGUCUACAUACUUCUUAGAGCAAAGCGGGGAUUGACAAUUCAAGAGCGUCUUAAGACUAUGCUAGAGCUGCCGGUAUUUUCAAGACUUAAUAGUGAGAAAGCGAAACUUUUGGACAAAAUAGAACCGAUAGUCGGUGACGUAAGUCAGGACGGACUUGGAAUCUCCCCAGAAGACAAAGUAACACUUAUUAAUGAGGUAUCGUACGUAUUUCAUUCGGCUGCAUCGAUCAAGUUUAUCGAGCCGCUACACGAUUUGCUUAACAUCAACGUCAAGGGUACUGAGAGAGUAUUAUCUUUAUGUCAAUGUAUGGAGAAGCUUGAGGUCCUCGUUCACGUUUCAACAGCGUAUUCAAAUACACACAAAAUAUUUAUUGAAGAGAAAGUUUACCCAUCACCCAUCCCUCUGAGCAUGGUUGAUCAAUUGAUAAAAGAACAGCCAGAUGAAGAGAGAACUAAAAUGAUAACAAAAGACGAACCAAACGCAUAUACAUUCUCAAAGAAAGUGGGAGAGGCUUUGCUGGCGGAAAAACAUGGUCACGUUCCCGUUAUUAUUAUAAGACCUUCAAUUGUAACUGCAAGUUUAUCAGAACCGAUGCCAGGGUGGAUAGAUAAUUGGAAUGGAGCAACUGCUUUAAUUGGAACUACCAGUAAAGGCAUCCUAAGGGUUAUACCCGGGAACGGACGCAACGUUUUGGAUCUUAUACCAGUCGACUAUGUCGUUAAUCUCACAGUUGUAGCGGCUACAACGAAAAUACUGCCACAAAGUGUAAAUGUUUACGCUUGUGCUACAAGUACAGAGAAUCCUUUGACGUUGAGGAACGUAUUAAAUCUGACCACAAUAAGUUGUAAAAUAAAUAAAUUUAAUGAACUGCCAUUUCCUGGAGUUUACUUUACAAACUCCAAAUUGCUUCUGGUUUUCUUAUCGGCUGUCCUACAAACUUCUCCUUUAUCACUGGCUGAUGCUCUGUUACGGAUGAAAGGAAAAGAUCCUAAAUACCGCAAAAUACUGCGCAAAAUAGAACAAGUCCGCGAUGUUUUAGAAGUCUUCACGACAAACUCUUGGAAGUUCAGCACGAUGAACAAUUACUGUCUCUUCUCAUCUCUAUCGCCGAGUGAUCAAAAGACCUUCCCUUUUAGUCCAUCAUUAAUAAAUUGGUCAGAGUAUAUUCCUAUAUACUUCGACGGAAUGAUUAAAUAUCUAUGUAAGAAAAACCGGGUGUCAUCUGCGAUAGAGAAGCCGAGAGUAAAGACGAAAAUUUUUAAAUUGACUCGCUAUUCAAUUUUACUGUUUAUACAAAAGUGUGAGAUGUAUCGAUCAGUAGCAGAGGCUUACGCCGGAAAAAGUAUAUUUAUCACUGGCUGUACAGGAUUCUUGGGAAAAGUUCUCUUAGAGAAAAUACUCUACAGUUGUUCCGAUGUUAAAAAAGUCUACAUACUUCUUAGAGGGAAGCGGGGAUUGACAGUUCAAGAGCGUCUUAAGACUAUGUUGGAGCUACCCGUAUUUUCAAGACUUACUAGAGAGAAAGCGAAACUUUUGGACAAAAUAGAACCGAUAGUCGGUGACGUAAGUCAUGACGGACUUGGAAUCUCCCUAGAAGACAAAGUAACACUUAUUAAUGAGGUAUCGUACGUAUUUCAUUCGGCUGCAUCGAUCAAGUUUAUCGAGCCGCUACACGAUUUGCUUAACAUCAACGUCAAGGGUACUGAGAGAGUAUUAUCUUUAUGUCAAUGUAUGGAGAAGCUUGAGGUCCUCGUUCACGUUUCAACAGCGUAUUCAAAUACACACAAAAUAUUUAUUGAAGAGAAAGUUUACCCAUCACCCAUCCCUCUGAGCACGGUUGAUCAUUUGAUAAAAGAACAGCCAGAUGAAGAGAGAACUAAAAUGAUAACAAGAAACGAACCAAACGCAUAUACAUUCUCAAAGAAAGUGGGAGAGGCUUUGCUGGCGGAAAAACAUGGUCACGUUCCCGUUAUUAUUAUUAGACCUUCAAUUGUCACUGCAAGUCUAUCAGAACCGAUUCCAGGGUGGAUAGAUAAUUGGAAUGGAGCAACUGGUUUAAUUGGAACCAUUGGAAAAGGCAUCCUAAGGGUUAUGCCCGGGAAUGGACGCAACGUUUUGGAUCUUAUACCAGUCGACUAUGUCAUUAAUCUCACAGUUGUAGCAGCUACAAAGAAAAUACUUCCACAAAGUGUAAAUGUUUACGCUUGUGCUACAAGUACAGAGAAGCCUUUGACGUUGAAUAACUUAAUACAUUUGGCUUCAAUAAGCUGUAAAAGAAAUAAAUUUAAUGAACUGCCAUUUCCUGGAGUUUACUUCACAAACUCCAAAUUGCUUCUGGUUUUCUUAUCGGCUGUCCUACAAACUUCUCCUUUAUCACUGGGUGACGCUCUGUUACGGAUGAAAGGAAAAGAUCCUAAAUACUGCAAAAUACUGCGCAGAAUAGAACAAGUCCGCGAUGUUUUAGAAGUCUUCACGACAAACUCUUGGAAGUUCAGCACGAUGAACAAUUACUGUCUCUUCUCAUCUCUAUCGCCGAGUGAUCAAAAGACCUUCCCUUUUAGCCCAUCAUUAAUAAAUUGGUCAGAGUAUAUUCCAAUAUACUUCGACGGAAUUAUAAAAUAUUUAUUUAAGGAAGUCCCUAUCUCAUCUACGUAGAUUAUAUUUAUAUAUAUUAUGUCAAUAUAAUUAGCAUAUGUGAAGCAUAUCAUAACAUUUG
Molecule: messenger RNA, 2900 nt
Organism: Pieris rapae (cabbage white)
Lineage: Eukaryota; Metazoa; Arthropoda; Insecta; Lepidoptera; Pieridae
Product: fatty acyl-CoA reductase 1-like
Exons: 20
Coding region: 65-2839 (924 amino acids)
Biological process (GO): long-chain fatty-acyl-CoA metabolic process
Cellular component (GO): peroxisome
Molecular function (GO): alcohol-forming very long-chain fatty acyl-CoA reductase (NADP+) activity
Source: RefSeq, a predicted model, not a curated record